Molecule: messenger RNA, 1427 nt
Organism: Zea mays
Lineage: Eukaryota; Viridiplantae; Streptophyta; Magnoliopsida; Poales; Poaceae
Product: ATP/GTP binding protein
Biological process (GO): regulation of cellular response to heat
Source: RefSeq, marked validated
AAAGCCACGAACCCCCCGGUCCGCGCCUGCGCCGCCUUCCCUCUCCUGCCUUCUCCGCUUCAAAUUUGCGUAGCGUUGAUUUCACGCCCGGAUCUCACAACGCUCAAUCCAAACGCUAGCCGCAACCCUAACCCUAGCAACCGGUGAGUAAUGGCGCGCCCUAGGGGCAAGAAGCGCACGGCGCCCCGGGCGGCCGCCACUGAUUCUGUCCAGCCGGAGGCGGCGGCGACGGAGACAGCGGCGGCGGAGCCGGCAAAUCGGGGGCGGUGGAAGCGCGUCAAGGCGCCGCCCAAGCCCAAGCCCGAGACGGAUUACUUCGCCGAGAAAAGAAAUCUGGAGGAUCUAUGGUUAUCUGCUUUUCCUGUCGGUACUGAGUGGGAAAACAUUGAUAAGAUAAAGGAGUUCAACUGGAGCUUUGAAAAUUUAGAGAAAGCCUUAGAAGAAGGGGGCGAGCUUCAUGGUAAAACAGUUUAUCUGUUUGGAAGCACUGAGCCCCAACUAUUGGAUGUUAAUGGCGAAUCAAAGAUAGUGCUUAUUCCAAUCGUAGUUGCUGUAGACUGCCCUUUCCCUCCAUCAGACAAAAUUGGCAUAAACUCUGUCCAAAGGGAAAAUGAGGAAAUAGUGCCAAUGAAGGCGAUGAAGAUGGCAUGGGUGCCUUAUGUUCCCCUUGAGGACCGGCUUAGCAGGAUUGACAGUUUGAAAACAAAAAUAUUCACUCUCGGAUGCACGCAGCGGAGGUCUGCACUGAAGCAUCUCAAAAUUGAGAGAGUCAAGAAGUUUGACUACUGCAUGCCUUACUAUAUGCCGCUGCAACCUCUUGAAGACGAGAAUGACACUGUUAUCAGUUUCUUAUAUCCUCUAGAACCCCCGAUAGUAGAUGAGUUUGACUGGGAAAUGGACGAUUACGAGGAUUUUGCUGAUCAGAAAGUUCAAGAAGGUGGCCUGCCAGAGGAUGAGAAAGAAAAAUUCAAGGAGUUCCUGAAGGAGAAGGUUAGAGAAAGGAAGAGAGAGCUUAAACAGGCUAAAGAAGCCAGGAGGAAAGCUAUUGAUGAUAUGGAUCCUAAGGUGAAAGAGGCAUUCGAGAACAUCAAAUUUUACAAAUUUUAUCCUGUGAAAACCCCAGACACGCCUGAUGUAAACAAUGUAAAGGCGAGGUACAUCAACAGAUACUACAGGAAUGCCCAUUAUCUGAUGUGAUGGCUUUCCUUAUCGCACGUGCUUGGCGAGCUUGUCACUUGAGAGGAGUUGAUAUGAAAACAGUUCGGUGUUGUACUAGAGUUGGCCCCAGUUUUUCACCCCCCCUGGGCAUCUUUUGCUCUCCGGUGUAUACAAUCCUGAGGAUAGAUUAUUGUGUAGCACUAAGAGGGGCAAAGUAGUUUGAGACUAAACAAAUCAUUAAGGAACAAUUUGUUCCCUUUUCAUCAUCU